CGUCAUAUCGGAUGUAAAACGAAUCAUCACGCAUGGUAACACCACCAAAAUGGACAAAGUCAUUCGUUGGUUUUACUGCAACCCAAGUAUCCCAACACUUACACUGCAACAUUCAUAAGUGGUCAUUUCACUCUCUCUCUCUUAAAUUUGAAUACACCCAAAAAAAAAAUGUGUUAAAAAAAGGAGAGAUCCUUGUUUCUUUAUUCACGGAAAGUACGUUCCAGAUUCCGAGCACAAAGCCACUUUUCAAAGAUCAGAACAUUGCACAUUCCUCGCCAUAGCACACGUUUCCGUGCCCCCACUAUAUUUUUAUCCUCUUCCCAAUAUACCCUUUCAACUAAAACUGUUUCUCGAAAGUUCCAAACCCUAACGUAACCUCUCACCACCGCUUCUCCAAUAUAAGCCAUUGCACUCUCUUUCCCUUCCGAGACGGGACAUGGAGAGUUACGGGUCGGGUCAUGGUUCGGGUCACCGUCCGCACGGAGGUGGCCGUAAGAUGGAGGUUGUGAGCGGCAAAAGCCACGGUUGGAGUUCUACUAAAUCACCGGAUUCAACUCAGGCGAGUGAAAUGCCGUGGAGAUUCGGCGAUCCUGAAGCGAAGAGGAAGAAAAGGAUAGCGAAGUACAAGGUUUACGGCGUAGAAGGAAGGGUUAAGGCUACGCUCAAGAAAGGUCUUCGAUGGAUCAAGAAAAAGUGUUCUCAGAUCCAUGGCUACUAGUAGAAAUACUCAGAAGCCAGCCACGUCAAAUGCUGACGUGUCAGUAUCUAAAUGUUGGGAUGCUACUCCUCAUAUCAUAUCACAUGCAAAGGGUCAAUUCUAUGUUUAUUUAUCCUUUCACUCAAACCACUUUAUGCAUCUAUUGUGCAUUGAUAGAGGAUUUCUAAUUUCUAUCUUGUUUGUAUGAUCACAAGGGUCUUCCAUGAAAUAUGAGCCAUUAAUAGAGUUCUAUUUCUAAUCGGAAUUUUGAUGUCAAUGUUGUUCCUAUCUUAUCAAGUUCCAUUUACUUUUAUAAAAAAUAUUCGCAAA
Molecule: messenger RNA, 1027 nt
Organism: Glycine soja
Lineage: Eukaryota; Viridiplantae; Streptophyta; Magnoliopsida; Fabales; Fabaceae
Exons: 1
Coding region: 437-718 (93 amino acids)
Source: RefSeq, a predicted model, not a curated record